AUGUACGGUUCCAGCAUCCAUGAGAGUGACCAGACUAGCUGGAACGUCAAGCUACAAAGGCUAGAGGCAUGGUUAAACGGUGGCCAGGGCUUUUAUAUCAGUGACAAUGUUGUUCUACAAGACAUUCAAGAAUCAGGAAGAGGACUAUAUCUGAAAGAUGGAAAAAUUUCCAAAAAUGAUGUUGUAGUGACAAUACCAAGUGAAUACCAGCUCAAUUUCCACACUGUGGUCUACCAUAUCUCUCAAUUCAAUCGAAAUCUGGUUUUUGAAGGCAUCACCUGUGAACCACAUCUAGACAGCAAGAAGAAUGGCGCAACGGAUGAUCCUCGCUUCGAGAUGUACGAGUCUUUGAACAACGAGAAAGUGUUGCAAUUGAGCUCCUUCCAGCUGCUGUCUUUGUACAUCCUGCUCGAAUGGAAAAUCUUGCCGUCCUAUUUCUCGAUCGAGUCCUUCUGGAAACCCUUCUUUGACGUUUUCCCCACUCCCGAAGAGCUUAGUUCGAUACCAGCACUUUGGGAGCUCAGCAUUGCGUCUAAAAACAAGCCCUUGUUCGAUUGUCUCCCUUGGGCUUCUAAGUCUCAUGCUGAAAGGAUUGUUGCACUGGUGCGAAAUGAUUGGUCGGUGAUAGAACCUUUGGUCAAGCAAUGGUGCAACAAAAUUGAGAGAGACAGUGGCAUAUCGCUCACAUCGCGAGAUUUCUAUUCGGACUUCUUACACAUUUACUUCGUGAUCAAUUCGCGAUGCUUGUACAUGCACGUUCCUCUGAAAGACAGCAUCGCCGACAACUUCACACUAGUCCCUUACGUGGACUUCCUGAAUCACGAUGCAGACUCGGAGCUCUAUUGCACGCCAAAGGUGGAUAAGCUGAAGAGAGGCAAGUGCGGCCUCGGCACUUUCAGUAUAAUUGGUGGAUCACAUCAGUAUAAGCAAAGUGGGGAGCAGAUCCUUUUGAGUUAUGGGGCGCAUUCUAAUGACUUCUUGCUCAACGAGUAUGGUUUUGUCCUUCCCACCAACAAAUGGAACUACAUGGACGUAUCUCCCCACUGUGAAUCUAUGAUCAGUGGCAAGUCCCUCCAGGACUUUCUCAAAAAGCAUGAGUUUUGGGGUGAUUAUACCAUAUCAGAGGGCGAUAUAAGCUAUCGUCUCUUGGUUGCAUUCGCUUCAAAAGUAUGUCCAGAUCUCAGAAAAGUAGAGAAACUCAUGUUGGGAUACUUGACGGAAGCUUCUUUUGAUCCUGCUCUGACAGAAUUGAUACAAGAAUUUCUACAAACUUUGCAUGAAGAAGUUAAAACACAGAUUUCAGUUAUCCAGAGCUUGACCGAUACUGAUCCUGUAUGUCCAAAAAAUGUUCUUUCUAUCUAUCAUGGCUAUGAACUAAUCCUUCAGAACCAUAGGGCUGGGGAGUCGCAAGAGUCUUGA
Molecule: messenger RNA, 1419 nt
Organism: Lachancea sp. 'fantastica'
Lineage: Eukaryota; Fungi; Ascomycota; Saccharomycetes; Saccharomycetales; Saccharomycetaceae
Source: the annotation of a GenBank genome assembly